Molecule: messenger RNA, 483 nt
Organism: Truncatella angustata
Lineage: Eukaryota; Fungi; Ascomycota; Sordariomycetes; Amphisphaeriales; Sporocadaceae
Exons: 3
Coding region: 101-343 (80 amino acids)
Source: RefSeq, a predicted model, not a curated record
GGAUGGCUUACCCACUAAGGUUAGUCUAGUUUAGUCUAAUCCACAUCGCCGAGUGGGUCCAUCGUGCCUUGGUGCAGUCGAGGAGUCGGAUCGGGUAGGUAUGAUUCUCAGUUUGCUCCUGAUUUCAGUGGCAACCAUCGUCAGACUCCAUCCAUACCACCAGACCGAUAACUUCUGGAUACAUUGCUCAUUCUACCUGGUACCGCUUGUUAGUAGUUACCUACAGGCGGCGCAAGGAUCGAUCGGUCGUGACCAAUGGACAGCUUGUUGUGAUGCUGAACAAAUGCGAUUUGUCAUCUCGCCUACAUCAUUAGCACCACUCAUUUGCUACACCACUCAUUGAGAUUAGCAACUGUGGGCAAUCUUGCUGUGCAGGUGAAUACCCGGGUGGUCUAUUACAAACCGCCUUUUCCAAACGAUCAUAUGUCAAGUUUGGAAGGCCAGCCCUUGCUGUACCCAUGGCAUCCCGCUCAAGCCGAGCAG